Messenger RNA from Cryphonectria parasitica EP155, 2127 nucleotides. RefSeq lists its product as uncharacterized. The transcript has 5 exons. The record is from RefSeq and is a predicted model, not a curated record. NCBI's taxonomy places the organism in Eukaryota, Fungi, Ascomycota, Sordariomycetes, Diaporthales, Cryphonectriaceae. Bases 1 to 2127 code for a protein of 708 amino acids.
AUGUUUGACGUCGACUGGAGCGACCCUAACAGGGAGUCCGUUGGCGACCGUAGGGCCAGGAAGCAGAAGGAGAAAGGCAAGGGCAAAGGCAAGGAAAAGGACGGCCACAAGGACGCCGCCACCGCGAGCAGCCUGAAUGAGGAUGACGACAGCGAGCAGUACCAGAAGCUGGACGACCACCUGAGCCAGGGCGGCGGCACUCGGACGUCUGGAUCGGUGCGCACCUCUGUGUCCUCUGUGGACAAGCAGUUCGGCUUCUUUGGUGGCAAACAUCGCCACAAGGGCGGCUCGUCAUCCUCGCGCAAAGGCAACGCCAAGUCGGUGGCAAGCUCGUCGCUGCGGUCUCCGACGAUCGACGAGAAGCUUGGUGAUGAGAGGGUGUCAGUGUCAUCCAGCAGCAGACGGCCAGACACAGGUGGCGGUGGAGUGGAAGAUUCACCAGGGCUUCCGUCUAAGCGCUUCUCCACAUGGCUAAAAGGAGACCAGGUUUCGCAGACUCUGUCUUCACCAGGCCGUACCAGUCUAUACCAGGAGCUCACGGAUGGGUGUUCCAUGAUCACCAAGACCACCGUGACCACCAUCAGAGACCGGACCCAGGAGCACAGCGACUUUCUUGUGUCCCAAGUCUACAUCUCUGCUGGAGAUGAUGACCACCGCCCGCCAUCCAGACCAUCCUCUUCCAAGUCACCCGCCUCGCAGACUCCUACGAACUUCUCCGAAGUGGUUCACCUACCUCCCGCGGUCGAAACAUCCCUCCAGAAGAACAUCGACGAGUCGCACACCCUGCCUGUCAUCGCAGAAGGCUCCUCCGAUGCUAAGAGUGUGGAGGCCGGCCCUUCUUGCGCCAAGCAGCAGCCACACCACCAGAAACGCGUCCACACCCGUCCCAAGCUGAGCGCGCCCGCCAUCUCCCCAGCCACGAUGCGGCCGACCGAAAAGCCAGACACCUGGAAGGCCCCAAACGACUGGGCCAUCAGCUCGACUGAGUCUGCCCUCUCGGGCCCUCCUGAGGAGUCCUUCGACCCCGCAGCAUCCGACCAGCACGCCUCCGCUACACUGGAUAUCGCCCACGUGCAGCGCGAGACGGAGCGCAUGUUGCGUGCCUCGCCCAGGGUCGUUUUGAUGCAUCUCAACGGCCAGAGAGGGGUGACCAGCAACAUUCCUGUUACUACUAUCCAGAGUGCUGCGUACGCAGAUGAUCACCACCAACGCACCGAUGCGCAGCGAGCCAACGAUGUCGCGUUGGUUUACAAGGAGCGAGAGAUGGAGAGGAAGCGCUGGCUGCUGACUGCUCUCUACAACAUGGAGACGAUCUGGGUUCCCGAGGACCAACUGUCCGGACCGGCUGUGAGGCCCAGCGUUCAGAAGGUUCUUGCUCUGUUUGAGAGCUCAGCCACCGCAUCAUACCUGGCAGGAAUUAACAUCUCGACCCCAGUCUACCACCUCUCGCCCGAGCCCCUCAGCCACAAGCACUACCCAAACAUCCACCCCAUCAUCUGCCCGACCAUCUCGGUCUCGAUGCUCGCCCUGGCCACCGAGUCCUUCUCCUCCGUCUCGUGCCUGCUCAUGACCUCCAUCCUGCCGUCCGCCGAGAUCCCCAAACUGCUGCAGGGCAUCCACCGCAUCCUCGCCUCCGGAGGCUACCUGCACAUGGUCAUCAUCGACCCGUGGCCUGUAGCCCGGUCCAUGGGCCCGCUCCUGCAGAGCUGGAUCGACGGCAACCUGGUGUUUAACCUGGAGCUACAGUUCAGGGUCGGCCACCCGAGUAGGAACUUCCCCGUCUGGCUUGAGGAGGCCAGGCUGCGCGGUAAGGGGAGCAUCAUCACCAACGCGCGGUUCCUCGCCGUCUCUCAAGGGGGUCACCACCAAAGUGGCGGCAGUGGCGGCAGUGGCGGUGGUGGCGGUGGUGGCGGUGGUGGCAGCAGCAGCACCGGGUCGGACACCCCGUCCAUCACUCGGGAGCUGCGCACCACGGUCGGCCGUCUGCUGUGGCAGGAGAUCUGGGGCUCGUUCGUCACGGGCGAUAAUUGGUGGUGGGAGAUACCCGAGAUUGUCGACGAGUGCGUUGAGCACAAGACCUACUGGGAGUAUAGCAUCAUCGCCGCCUGCAAAGCCUCUGAGGAUUGA